This is a messenger RNA of Cucumis melo (muskmelon), 1043 nucleotides long. RefSeq names its product peroxygenase-like. The record is from RefSeq and is a predicted model, not a curated record. Gene Ontology annotation, molecular function: calcium ion binding; monooxygenase activity. The coding region runs from base 143 to 862 and encodes 239 amino acids. Lineage: Eukaryota; Viridiplantae; Streptophyta; Magnoliopsida; Cucurbitales; Cucurbitaceae. The transcript is spliced from 6 exons.
GCGUGACGUACAACCGUCUCUUUCUCUCUGAACGAACAAGCAAAAAGAGCGCAUUAACUCAGCAUUUUGAUCAUUUCACAAAACCAAAAGAAAAAAAAGAUCACAGAUCAACGCAACGUUGUACUAAGAAAAAGUUGAAAGAAUGGCAACAGAAACGUCGGCGGAGGCCAUGGCAACGGUGGCCGACAAAUCACCGAUCACUUCACGCCGAUUAGUUCGAGAUGAUCUCGAUUCCAAACUCCCUAAGCCAUAUUUGGCGAGAGCAUUGACGGCACCUGAUUCGGAAAACAUAAAUGGAACAUGGGGCCAUAAACACAACGGAAUGUCUGUGCUUCAACAACAUGUAUCAUUCUUUGAUCAAGAUGGCGAUGGCAUUAUUCGCCCAUCCCAUACUUACACAGGAUUUCGAGCGCUGGGAUUCAAUGCCAUUGUAUCUUUCUUCUUUAUGAUCUUUAUACAUGCAGCACUUAGUUAUGCUACUCUCCCCACUUGGAUACCUUCACCCUUGUUCCCAAUACAUGUAAAAAACAUCCACAGGGCAAAGCAUGGAAGUGAUUCAGGGACCUAUGACACUGAAGGAAGAUUCAUUCCAGCACAGCUUGAAAACAUAUUUAGCAAAUAUGGUCGAACUCGUCCUGACAAACUUACAUUGAGAGAAAUCUGGCACAUGACUCAGGCAAACCGUGAUACUUUCGAUUUUUUUGGCUGGUUUGCAAGCAAAUUGGAGUGGGGAGCUUUAUAUGUUCUUGCAAAGGACGAAAAUGGGUUCUUAUCAAAGGAAGCUGUGAGACGUUGCUUUGAUGGCAGCCUAUUUGAUUACUGUGCCAAAAUGCAAAAAGGUGCUGUUGAUAAAUUGGGGUAAAAUCGUCCAAUAAUUAUAUUUCUUUUUUCCAUAAUAUCCAAUUUGUAGUUUAGCAAUUUUAAUUUAUUGACAGUAAACAGCACUGAAAUUAGUUAGUAGUUAAAGGUACUAUUUGAUAACACUAUUCAUUUUCUUUUUUAUUUUGAAAAAUAAGUUUAUAAAUAUUGCUUCCACCUUUUAA